This is a messenger RNA of Parnassius apollo (apollo), 840 nucleotides long. NCBI's taxonomy places the organism in Eukaryota, Metazoa, Arthropoda, Insecta, Lepidoptera, Papilionidae. The record is from the annotation of a GenBank genome assembly.
AUGCCGCAAAAAAAGAAAAGUAGUCUUUCUCAAUACACUAGAAGGGCUAAAAGGAUGAGACAAGUUCGAUCGCAAGAGACAAAUGAGGACCGUGAGCACCGUUUAGCUUACAAUAGAGAACAAACUGCGGAAUCUCGGGCAUCAGAGUCCAGUUUUAAUAAUGAAACGCGCUUAGCUACAGAUCGCGAACGUCACGCGUUAUCUCGCGCUUCGGAAACAUUAACAAAUUACUCUCAGCGUUUAAAAGUAGACCGUGAACGUCAUAUCGAGUCUCGAGCUUUAGAGACGUUUACGGAGCAUUCAGAAAGGUUGACUGCAGACCGUGAACGUCAUGCUGAAAGUCGCGCUUCAGAAACGUUUACGCAAUAUUCAGACCGCUUGACAGCAGACCGUGAGCGUCAUGCUGAGUUUCGCGCUUCGGAAACAUUUACGGAGUGUUCAGAACGGUUGACUGCAGACCGUGAACGUCAUGCUGAGUCUCGUGCUUCAGAAACGUUUACUCAAUAUUCGGAACGCUUGACUGCAGACCGUGAGCGUCAUGCUGAGUCUCGCGCUUCGGAAACGUUUACUCAAUAUUCGGAACGCUUGACUGCAGAUCGGGAGCGUCAUGUCGAGUCUCGCGCUUCGGAAACAUUUACGGAGUGUUCAGAACGGUUGACUGCAGACCGUGAAAGUCAUGCUGAGUCUCGCGCUUCAGAAACGCUAACUCAAUAUUCGGAACGCUUGACCGCAGACCGGGAACGUCAUGCAAGAUCACGUGCUUCGGAAUCAUUUACUCAAUAUGAAGCGAGGUUAGCAGCAGAUAGGGAGAGCCGUUCGGGAAAGAGUGCAAGCAAUUAG